UCCUUAUCAAUGAAGCCGGUCCAAGUUUGUGAUCAGCGAGUGCAGUCAAACCCACCCCUUCUCGUGCGUGCGUGCGUGCGUGCUGUCGUGGCCACUCGGAGUAGUAGCUGCCACUCCGCUCACGAGGGCGCAGCCACGCCAUUGAAUGCCCCCUCGAGGGUUUCAGCUGCAGUUCCCCUCCCUCCCUCCCUCCCUCCCCCCGCAGCCAUGUCCCACAUCGCCGUCGAAAGGAACAGGAGAAGGCAGAUGAACGAGCAUCUCAAGGUCCUGCGCACCCUCACCCCUUCCUUCUACAUCAAGAGGGGAGACCAAGCAUCCAUCAUCGGAGGAGCCAUAGAGUUCAUCAAGGAGCUGCAGCAGGUCCUGCACUCCCUGGAGGCCAAGAAGAAGCGUAAGAGCUUGAGCCCCAGCCCCACUCCGAGCCCACGGCCGCUACUCCAGCUGACACCGUCACCGACGUCCAGCAGCCCCGACACGGUCAAGGAGCUCGGCGCCUGCUGCAACUCCCCCGUCGCGGAUGUCGAGGCCAAGCUUUCCGGCUCCAACGUGCUUCUGAGGACGCUCUCCAAGCGCAUCCCGGGUCAGGUGGUCAAGAUCAUCACCGUCCUCGAGAGGCAGGCGUUCGAAAUCCUCCAUCUCAACAUCAGCAGCAUGGAAGACACCGUGCUCUACUCCUUCGUCAUCAAGAUUGGACUCGAAUGCCAACUGAGUGUGGAAGAGCUUGCGUUAGAGGUCCAAAGGAGCUUUUGCGAAGAGAUUGGGUACCCAAGAAGCUUAGGUGAAUAGUAGUGUAUGAGGUAGUGAUCAAUGAUAAGUAAUCAUAUAUCUUUCACAUAUAAAUGCUAAGCAAAUAGAAUUCCAUUA
Musa acuminata subsp. malaccensis (wild Malaysian banana) is the source of this 864-nucleotide messenger RNA. RefSeq names its product transcription factor MUTE-like. Lineage: Eukaryota; Viridiplantae; Streptophyta; Magnoliopsida; Zingiberales; Musaceae. Gene Ontology annotation, biological process: positive regulation of DNA-templated transcription; guard cell differentiation; stomatal complex development. The record is from RefSeq and is a predicted model, not a curated record. Gene Ontology annotation, molecular function: DNA-binding transcription factor activity; protein dimerization activity. Gene Ontology annotation, cellular component: nucleus.